AUGGGAAACAGCCAAAGCCAAUCGAGCGACCGGGACGCUCCCAAGUCGCCCGCCGUCCACCGUGACUCGAGUCGGAAGGAGCGUACAAGAGACAGAGAUGGAUCACAGUAUCGCACCACCAGCAACACCAGCACCUCCACCGCGCGGAGAGCGCAAUCACAUGUCAGCGCCAGCGCCAGCGCCAGCACCAGCAAGGCACCCGCGACGACCCCACCAAACCCCACGGCGACACUUCUACCUUCCACCACCGCGACUAGCUCCACCUCCACCUCCAACGCGCACGCCCAUGCCGAGACUGGUGCGACGUCUUCACACUCAAGAGCCCGCUCCAUAACCUCUCCCUCUCCUCACGCCACCUCCACACAAGACUCGGCAGCAAGUCAGCAGUCAGGCAACAUGGGCAACGCCGAGUCAAGGCAGCGUCCGCCGUCAAGAUCCAGCACACUUCCACCACCACAAACCGAGAGGCCACAGCCAUCGCCGUCUUCGCAGCCCGUGGACGUUCCGGCAAACCUGCAUCAUCAUGACGGACCGCAAGAUCAAGAUGCCUAUGAAAACACCACCGACCAGCCCAUGUAUGGAGGCCUCCCGGCAAGCGACUUCAGCCGACCGCCAAGACUUCCUCUACCCAUCGACCGCGAUCCAGAGCCGACGUCACCAAUCGCCACUCCCACCGAUGCGACGACACCCCACGAGAUCAGUCUUACCCGCCGACCGGCUAGCAUGCUGAGUUCGACCACGCUCGACGAUGAAGAAGUGGCCGACAUCGAGACCUUCACGCAAGAGACCGACCCGUACAGCCAGAAAGUCCUCACCACUCUAGAAUGGCGCGGCAAAGCUGAUACAGUCUUCGUCACGGGCACCUUCAUCAACUGGGAGAAGAAGUUCAAAAUGCAAAAGGAUCGAGAGGCCAAUGGCAAUGCCGUAUUCAGCCUCACCGCACCAUUGCCGACCGGCACGCACCACAUCAAGUUCCUCGUGGAUGGUGAGAUGGUUCUUUCCAAUCAGUAUCCCACGACUGUCGACUACACCAACUCGCUUGUCAACUACGUCGAGAUCGCCGCCCAGCUGUCUUCAAACGAAGCGCAGCCACCCGCGCCUGCAGAGCCGAUGCCGAUACCCGGCGCAGCGGCGGAAGCAGCGAGCGCGCGGACCUCGGCCAAGGACUUCUCCACGGUAGCGCAGCCGCCCGAGACAAACGAAACGGCCUCCACCACUCUCCAAGACACUGCUCCAGCACCAGCGCCCUCGCAGCCCCCUCAGCCAACACCCAGCGCCGUCCAGCAGCCUCAACAGCAACAAAUCCUCGAGCACCAACAUCAACAACCCUCCAAGCCACUGCCGAAGACCAAGGAACCACGUCCAAAGUACACCUCCGAGAUCCCCGAGUUCCUCCAGCACGUCGAUCUCUACUCCACCCCCGACGACGAGCGUUUCCGCCGCGCUAGCAAGGCUACCGCGCACCUGCCCCAGCCUCCCACGCUGCCCAUGUUCAUGAGUAAGAGCAUCUUGAACGCCGCGACGCCGCACAAGGACGACGCGAGCGUGUUGACGAUGCCGAACCAUACGGUGCUGAAUCAUCUGGCGACGAGCAGUAUCAGGCAGGGUGUACUGGCGACGAGUGGGACGACGCGGUAUAAGCGGAAGUUUCUGACUACGAUUAUGUACAAGCCGACGGGUGAGUCGGGAUGA
Molecule: messenger RNA, 1692 nt
Organism: Saxophila tyrrhenica
Lineage: Eukaryota; Fungi; Ascomycota; Dothideomycetes; Mycosphaerellales; Extremaceae
Gene: GAL83
Product: galactose metabolism- protein
Exons: 1
Coding region: 1-1692 (563 amino acids)
Biological process (GO): signal transduction
Cellular component (GO): cytoplasm; nucleus; nucleotide-activated protein kinase complex
Molecular function (GO): protein kinase binding
Source: RefSeq, a predicted model, not a curated record